AAAAAAACAUAAACGUGUACAUAAAGAUAGUUGUUGUUGUUGCUUCAUCGACCUUUGGCGAACUUAUCGUCGUAACAGCAAUAAAAGCAACAACAGCUAAAAAUAAUUAAACAGCGCAUGUUUUACUUACUCUGCGGUGUGUAAGUGUGUGUGUGUGCAAGUGUAUGUGCCUGUGUGUGUGUGGUCUUUGCAUCGGUUCAAGCUGAAAGCCCAGCACAUUAAUUGCCACAGCGGCGUCUAAUUGUCAACAGUUGAACAACUUGUUGUCGUCGUUGCCGCCGCCGUCGUCGUUGUGUUUUUGUUCGACAUAUUAAAGUGUUUGGGCUGCAAAAGCAUUUUCGAAGCGCUUCGAAUUUUUUUUUGUUUUUUUUUCCGCUCGCAUUUUUGCAUUUCGCGUGUGAGUUUCAGUUUCGCAUUGCCCAUUGUCCGUUUCCUGCCGCCUUCGCCGCCAGACGGCUAGACACACACACACACACACGCAUACGCAGAGGCCUGAGCUUCGAAUGACGUCGACUUUGACAGACGACACUUGCUUAUCCGUUCGGUCGUCGCUCCUUUUAACAGCUCUCCAUCUCGCUCGCACGCGUGCUUUCGCCGUCGCGCUGUCUCCGUCUUUGUCUCGACUUUCGCGUGUGCAAUAUUAUCGCAAUAACAACAACACAUAAAUCUGCUUAUUUUGCAUAAGUGCAGCAACGGCAAGAGAACAACAACAACCUCAUCUACAACACAAACAACAACGUAGACAAGGCGUCAGCAACAGCAUCCCCCAUGAACACGAGGUGAACUCUGUGUGUGUGUGUGUGGGCGUGUGCGAGUCUGUGUGGAGUUCCCCCAAAUAAAAUAGUGUGGCAGUGUAAUAAGCGCUCAACAAAAUGCUGCAGCACACGAUGACGAAGCGUAAAACGCUAAUCAUGGCCUGCUUUGGCAUUGUGCUGGGCCUCUGCAUUGGCACCGUCCUCAAGAACUACAGUGCUCUGGAGAUUGUGAAGCGCUGCAACAUGCGGCCAUCGAAUCUGAAGACACCCAACGAAAUCAUUGGCCUCAACGACGACGACACCAUACAGAACUCACAGCGCAAUUUGGUCUUUGUGGGCGUGAUGACCGCCAAGAAUUUCAUCGAGGGACGCGCUCGAGCUGUCUACGAUACGUGGGGCAAAGAGGUGCCCGGCCGAAUUGCGUUCUUCAGCUCGGAGGGCAGCUACUCGGAUGAGCUGCCGGUGGUGGGUCUGAAGAAUGUCGACGAUCGUUAUCCGCCGCAAAAGAAAUCGUUUAUGAUGCUCUACUAUAUGUAUGAGCAUUAUAUUGAUCGCUUCGAGUGGUUCAUACGUGCCGAUGAUGAUGUCUACAUGGAGCCCGAUAAAUUGGAGCGUUUCCUCCGCUCCAUUGACAGCUCAAAGCCGCAGUUUAUCGGGCAGGCUGGUAAAGGUAAUAGCGAGGAGUUCGGUCUGCUCUCGCUGGAGUUCGAUGAGAACUUUUGCAUGGGCGGACCGGGUGUCAUACUGAGCAGCGAGACGCUGCGUCGUGUGGCGCCGCAUAUACCGACGUGCCUCAAGAAUCUAUAUAGCACUCAUGAGGAUGUCGAGGUUGGACGUUGUGUGCAGAAGUUUGCCGGCAUUCCCUGCACCUGGAACUACGAGAUGCAAUACAUUUUGCGACACAAUUCGAGCGGUCGCAAUGCUUACACGGGCAAGUUGAAGCGCAAGGAGAUCCACAAUGCCAUCACACUGCAUCCCAUUAAGCAGGCGCCGCUCAUGUAUCGCCUGCACUCGUAUAUUCAAGGUCUGAAAGCCGAAGAGCUGCGUCAGGAGUCGCUGCUGCUCCAUCGCGACAUCAAGCGUAUGGCCAAGUAUCUCGAUGUGCCCGACGAGAGCACCUACAUGCUGCCCAGCAUCUCGCCAGCAGCGGUGCCGGAGGCCGACAAUGGCAAAAGGCACUUUGAGGAUCACAAUAUCUUGGGCAUCAGUCCGGAGCUCAACAAAUUUGUGCCAGACAGCACAGCAGAUCUGCUGGACUGGUCCUUCAUAGCACGCAGUCUCUACUCGGCAGGCUCAGCGAAUCCCAAGCAGAAAAUCGAAUCGGCAAUGCGCGAAGGUCUCGAGGAUGUCAUCACCGAGGUGAUGGAAAAUAUCAAUUAUUAUUCACGGCAACGAGGACGUGUUAUCGAAUUCCGUGAGCUUCUCUAUGGCUACCAUCGAUUGGAUGCGUUGCAUGGCCAGGAUCUAAUUCUUGAUCUGUUGCUGAUCUAUAAGAAAUAUCGGGGCAAGAAGAUGACCGUUCCGGUGCGUCGUCAUCUCUACGUGCAACGCGCAUUCACGGGCAUCUUUGUCAAGGAGCAGGACGAGGAUUUCUACAAUGUGACGCUGCAACAAAGUCUCCUGGGCAGCCUGUGGCAGAAUGGCGUGGCCCGCUUGAGCAGCCACUUUACCAUGGCCAGCAACCUGUUGUCGCCGUUGCCGGAUAAGAUUGUCUUUGUGCUGCCAAUCGCCGGCCGUCUGGCGACAUUUGAUCGCUUCCUGCAGACGUAUGAGCGCGUUUGCAUCGAUGCCUCGCAGCAUUGUGAUCUGCUUGUGGUGAUCUUUGGCCAGCCACAGGAGUUGACUGCCCAUCUGCAGCUGCUGGCCGAUCUGCGAUCGCGACACAUUUACAACCAGAUCAAUUACAUACAGCGCAGCGAACAAUUCUCGCGUGGCGUUGCCCUAGACAUUGCGGCCCGCUCCUCCUACAUACAGCAGCAGGACAUUAUACUGUUCAUCGACGUGGACAUGGUGUUCAAUGUGGUCACGUUGCAACGUGUUCGCCUGCAUACGCAGCGUGGCCGACAGGUGUAUCUGCCCAUUGUGUUCAGCCAGUAUGAUGGCAAACGUCGCAAUGUGGAGCGAAGUGAGAGCAGCGAAACGACGCCACCCAUUGAUGAUGAGAGCGGUUACUUUAGACAGUUUGGCUUUGGCAUUUGUGCCAUUUACAAGUCCGACAUACUCGACGAGGACAUCAAUGGCUUCGACAAGGACAUCACCGGUUGGGGUCUCGAGGAUGUCAAGUUUCUCGAGAAGAUUGUGCGCGUGGGAACGCGGCAACGUGGCUUCCUCGUCAACACAGCCGAGGUGCCGCUCGAUUAUAACGAGGCUGCCGAACAGUGGCGACGAUUGACUGUCUUCCGUGCCCCCGAUCCGACGCUAGUGCACAUCUAUCACGACAUCAGCUGUGACGUGCAAUUGGAUGCGCCGCAAUAUAACAUGUGCCUGGGCACCAAAGCCAACUCGUUGGGCAGCACGCGGCUGAUGGAGCAGCUGUUCUUUAACAAUCCGCAGAACGUUGAAUUCAUUACCGACUUCAAUCGCCAGCGUAAGCAAACCAGAUGAGAUCGCGUCCUCCGCAUCCUCCUCCUCCAAAUACUGGCAAUGUUCCACUAUAUAGUAUUAUGUUAAAUGUUUCCUAUUAGUGUGCAUGUUAUUGUAUGUGUGUGUGUGUGUGCGUGUGAGUGCGUGAAUCUAUUGCCAGCAAAGAAAAAAGAAAAACGAUAAAGAAAAUGCCAAAUAAAUGUAAAGUAAAUGCUAAGCUAUAGAACUAUGUAUAUAUGAUACUUACUAGCUGGUGUGAGUUAACCGGCAUUGUCCGUAUUUUCGUAGUCAUCAAAUUGUUGUACAUUAUCCACAUUUAUCAGAAGAGAAGCUUACAAAUUUAGGUCUCAAAUGCUACUCGAUAAGUAUAGAAUCUUAAGCAUAAAAUAAAGCUCAUCUUAAUUAAUCGUUCUAUCAAUGAA
Messenger RNA from Drosophila nasuta, 3760 nucleotides. It is a transcript of the gene Chsy, whose product is annotated as Chondroitin sulfate synthase. Gene Ontology annotation, cellular component: Golgi cisterna membrane. Lineage: Eukaryota; Metazoa; Arthropoda; Insecta; Diptera; Drosophilidae. The coding region runs from base 873 to 3359 and encodes 828 amino acids. Gene Ontology annotation, molecular function: glucuronosyl-N-acetylgalactosaminyl-proteoglycan 4-beta-N-acetylgalactosaminyltransferase activity. The record is from RefSeq and is a predicted model, not a curated record. The transcript is spliced from 5 exons.